This is a messenger RNA of Rana temporaria (common frog), 3403 nucleotides long. RefSeq names its product doublesex and mab-3 related transcription factor 1 (gene DMRT1). Gene Ontology annotation, molecular function: DNA-binding transcription factor activity, RNA polymerase II-specific; RNA polymerase II cis-regulatory region sequence-specific DNA binding. The record is from RefSeq and is a predicted model, not a curated record. The coding region runs from base 124 to 1131 and encodes 335 amino acids. Gene Ontology annotation, biological process: sex differentiation; regulation of transcription by RNA polymerase II. Gene Ontology annotation, cellular component: nucleus. The transcript has 7 exons. Lineage: Eukaryota; Metazoa; Chordata; Amphibia; Anura; Ranidae.
AUUCUCUCCUUAGAGGAGCGCCAUGGGUAAGACAAGAAGUGCGGAUGGGCGGGAAGGUCGGGCUGCAGAGGAAGUAGGGUACUAGAAUCCUUGGAGGGCAAGUGAUCUCAAAAAAAUAUUAAAAUGCCUAACAGCGAGGAGCCAUUAAGCAAGCCUCGCAAACCUGGGGUACAGUCCUCGGGGGCUCAAUGGAAGAAAUCCCCACGCAUGCCAAAAUGUUCUCGUUGCAGAAACCACGGCUAUUCGUCGCUACUAAAGGGGCACAAGCGUUUCUGUAUGUGGCGGGAAUGUCAAUGUAAAAAGUGCAGUCUUAUUGCGGAGAGACAGCGGGUAAUGGCGGCCCAGGUUGCGUUACGCAGACAACAAGCCCAAGAAGAGGAGCUAGGACUAAGCCACCCUAUUCCUCUACCCAGUGCCAGUGAUCUGCUUGUCAAAAGGGAGCAGAGCAGAAAUUCCUGCCUUCUGCUGGAAAACAAUUGCGGCCAGACGACUAGUACCACUGCUGGAGUGACCACACCCACCCUCUCAGAGAGCAAAAUGCAUGUUCAGGAUAUGCCAUCUAUCCCCACCAGGGGGCACAUGGAGAACACAUCUGACUUUAUGGUUGACCCAGCUUAUUAUGGCAACUUUUACCAACCUUCCCUGUAUCCAUAUUACAACAACCUCUACAAUUAUUCUUCUUACCAAAUGGCCAUGAGUGGUGAACCAUCUGGUGCCAGUGACAUAGGCGGAUCCUCAGUGAAGAAUAGUAUGAGAAACUUCUCGGCUGCUUAUGUUCCAGGACAAGCUGGAAACCAAUGGCAGAUGAAAAGUGCUGACAACCGGUUGGCAGGACACAGUACAAGCUCACAGUACAGAAUGCAUUCUUACUAUCCUCCAUACCUGGGGCAGGGUGUGCCCACUCCUGCCUGUGUUCCACCAUUCUUUACAUUUGAGGAAAACCCAAAUUUCUCAGAGGUCAAGUCAAGUGCUGUUUUUUCGCCACCCAGCAGCCAGGAUUCUGGAUUGGUUUCUUUGUCCAGCAGCUCUCCAAUCAGCAAUGAAAGCACCAAAGGUGUAGCAGAGUGUGAAGCUCCCACUGAUGCCUCCACCUACACAGUAACAAGCAUGGCUGAUGACACCAAGAUCUGAUGUAACCACAUGCUGAAACCAUCUUUGCAGUAACGGUCUAGCCAUACAAGUUAGGUCUACUAUAGAGUUAUAUGUAAAUACUAAGCAGGGCAGUUCCCCCCCUUAUGAUUCAUCCCCUUACAAAUGUUAAGACAAUUUUAUGAUCUGCAUGGCAUAAGCCACUUUAUCUUAGCAUCACAGGUUUUCCCAUGGUUGACACGUAUAAUAAUUUUAAGGUUGGCAAAACAGGAACCCUUUUAGUUUCGGUUAAGAGUCCAGUAACUCAGCACUAACAUUUUCAUAAUGAUUUGACAGUUUGAGCAGUACCCCAACAACUGAACAUUACUCAAUCUUCCUGCCCUGAUUACGGUGUGUUAUCUUCUUUCAUUGAUAAAAAAAGAAAUGAAUGCUUAGCAAAUAAUAAUUUCCACUUGUGGUUUCAUGCAUUCUAAUUGAUGGUUUAAUAAGGAAGCAAUUUACCCAAGUGCGUGUUCAUUUCACAUACUCAGCUUCCCUGGAAAUCCCAAAUGGUUUAAAGUAAAACUCCAAGCAACCUGCUAAUACACAGUUGUAAUACAUAUUUAAUAAUUGUUUUACCUGCCAAAGGAUUUGAAAUUCUGGUGAACCAUUCAUGUGACUCAGAUACCUUAGCCCAGUGAUGGCAAACCUUGACACCCCAGAUGCACUCUGCAGUGUAGUUGAGCAUCAUGGGAAAUGUAGUUCCAAAACAUCUGGGGUGCCAAGGUUCGCCAUCACUGCAGGCUUAGCCACACUGUAAAGCCAGAAAGUUCACUUUCGUUUUUCCUAGUUUAGGAAAACAAAACCAAGAUAAUGCCACUCCAGGUGAGUAAUUGACUCAUAUGUGUUGUGAGCAUAGAUCAAGGGUGCCGCACAGCUCGUCUUGUGAGACCAAGUGAAAAUGCAUUUUUCUGCACUCCUCGGAAGUAUUAAAAUGACAUUUCAUGUAUGGCAGGAACACAAAAAAUAUUUUUUUUGUGCUAAAUACAGUGCUUACUCAAGCCAUACAAGUGAUGCCGUUUUAAUACUUUAAUAAAGAUAUAGCGGAGUGCAGCAAAAUUGCGGACUUUUGCAUUUUCGCUAAGUUCAGCUUUACAGUUUCUGAGGUCAGUUCCCUGCUCAUAUAACAAAGCUGCUGAUAAAGUCCAUACAGUGUCCAAUGAACAGGGUAGAGGCAGAGGAGUUACUAGAAAGCUGCAUUACUGAGCCAGAAAAUUGAUGCAUCACCCGUGUGACGGUGCAGCUUGACAGAUGUGUGUAAAUCACAAGAAUGGUCACAAUUCUAAAUCCUUUUGAAGGUAUAUGCACUUCAAAUGUACUUAGCUGUUUGCUGGGAGAUCUACCUAAACACCACGGAAGCUAAUUGGGUGUUAGACAUGAGCACAGCCCAAUACAGGUUACUGGCCCAGAUAUAAUCAACUUUACUAAGUGUAAAGCUAUAACAAAAUUAGUGCAAAACCACGCUAGGUCGUGGGUAAUAUAAAAAAAAAAUAAGCAGCUUGCAAAAAAAACCUGUGAUACCAGUUCCUAAUAUAAAUAAACAAAAAAGCAGCGCUACGAAGUAUGAGUUCAUAUAAGCCCAACAAAUAACUGUAAAUAAAGUGCAAUCACUUAAAAAAUGUACUUAUCAAAAUAUACAGUACAAAGCAAUAAAUCUUCAAAAUAUAAAGUGCAGAGAAAUGAAUGAUCAAAAUAUAAAUUUCCCCUUUUCUUGCACACGUGACAUCCCUUGGAGGAUUACACACUUUGGAUGUUCUGUGAUAGGACUUUGUUGAUUCCUUAAUGGACUAUAUACACAUAUUUUUGAAUGAUGUAAUACAUUUUUGCUAUAUGGACUUAUUUAUGCACUAUUAGUUGCACCUUUGCACUUUGUUUAUUUAUUUCUCUGCACUUUAUAUUUUGAAUUUUAUUUUGCUUUGCACUGUAUAUUUUGAUAAAUACAUUUUUUAAAUGAUUGCAAUUUUUCACCUUAUUUAGUUAUUUGUUGGGAUCAUAUGCACUCGUUCUUUGUAGCACUGCUUUUUUUUUUAUUUAACUUUACUAAGUGCCUAAAGUGUUACAUGUUUUAGACAGACAAAUGAGUUGAAUAUAAAAUGUAAUGAAUGUUUCAUAUUAUGCGUUGACAUGUUUUAAUACUGUAUGAAUAUUUUUGCUGCAUGUGGUUAUCAGCAACUUUGUUCUUGUUCUUCUCCAUGUACCAAGACAAUGAAAACCAAGCUAGAUUAUUGCAGAGUACUUUACAAGGUUGAUUAAAAAUAAAAGUGGACGUCUGCUG